AUGGCAGUCGACUCCGCCAUCCUCGCAAUCAACGCCGGUUCCUCCUCCGUCAAGUUCUCUCUCUUCUCCCGCGACGGCAAGAACCUCCUCGUCUCCGCCGACGUCAAAGGCCUUACAUCUUCUCUAACAACUCUAAAUUACACUGCUUUUUUCACAGAGGAUGGAUCAACCAUUGAGGAAAUCGAGGGACAAGAGGUUGAGGUAAAGGAUCACGAAGAUGCCUUCAAGGUGUUUGUGGGGCACUUGACAAGUGACGAUAGGGAGGAUAAGAAGGUGCUGGAGAGUGGAGAUAAGAUCGAGGUUACGUGUCACAGAAUCGUACACGGAGGAGCCUCACCAGAACCGCUGGUCAUCAACGACGAAACCUACAAGCGACUCGAUGACCUUUCGGACUUGGCACCCUUGCACAACCACCCCGCCCUCCUCAUCGUCAAAGCCUGUAUGAAAGUCUUGCCAAAAAGCAAGAAUGUCGCAUACUUCGACUCCAGUUUCCACACCACAAUCCCGGAACACAUCUUUACGUACCCCGUUGAUCCCUCCUUGGCGAAAGAGAAGAAGAUCAGGAAGUAUGGGUUCCAUGGAUUGUCGUAUUCCUUCAUCACCAAGACUGUCGCGAAACAUCUCGGGAAGAAGGUGGACGACGUGAAUAUAGUUGCGUUGCAUCUGGGUAGUGGAGCUUCUGCAUGCUGUAUAAAAGGCGGGAAGUCACUGGAUACGUCUAUGGGCCUGACACCACUCGAGGGUUUACCCGGAGGCACCAGAAGCGGGACAAUCGACCCCAGUGUUCCUUUCCAUCUCCUGUCAAACUCCUCCGAUAUGUCAUCGAAGGCCGCAAAGGAGCUACACCUGAGUAAAGCAGAGCAAAUGCUUAACAAGGAGAGUGGAUGGAAGGCACUCUGCGGCACCACCGAUUUCGGGGAGGUCACGAAGAAGGCAUUCGCCGAUCAACCAGACGAGAUGUGUAAAAUCGCCUUCGACCUGUUCGUCGAUCGCAUCAUCGGCUACAUCGGAUCAUACUACGUCAAGCUCGGCGGGAAGGUUGAUGCAUUAGUCUUCGCAGGCGGUAUCGGUGAGAAAGGCGAGAAGUUGCGAGCGGCGGUUGGGAAGUAUGUCGAGUGCCUGGGCUUCCAGAUCGAUGAAAGCAAGAAUGGGAAGGCGAAGGGGAAGGAGACGGUGGAGGCGAUCAGUGCGGAGGGCGGAGAGGGAGAGGGGAAGAAGGUGUUGGUGGUGAAGACGGAUGAGCAAGGAGAAUGUGCGCGUCAGCUCGUAGAGAAUCCUCCCAAGUUUGACUAA
This is a messenger RNA of Saitoella complicata NRRL Y-17804, 1293 nucleotides long. Its product is annotated as acetate kinase. The record is from RefSeq and is a predicted model, not a curated record. NCBI's taxonomy places the organism in Eukaryota, Fungi, Ascomycota, Saitoellomycetes, Saitoellales, Saitoellaceae. Bases 1 to 1293 code for a protein of 430 amino acids. Gene Ontology annotation, molecular function: acetate kinase activity. The transcript has a single exon. Gene Ontology annotation, biological process: acetate metabolic process; phosphorylation.